GCUUUGUAGACUACGUUUUUGUUUAAAGUCAUUGAAUAAAAUAUUUAUUAUCAAUUUCAAACAAUAUUCUCUAGCAAAAGAAUGAAUGAUUUUGAAGAAAAUGUCGAUGAGUGUUUGGAGGAUGAACCUCAAUUAGAACCGGAACGUGUUGGGGAAUACUUAGGAGAACGUAAUGCUCUAGGUGAGCGUCAUGGAAAGGGUUGGGCUAUUCUUCCAAAUGGAGAUCAAUAUGAUGGAUCAUACCGAAAAGGUAUUAGAAACGGACAUGGUUUGUAUGUGUUCAAAAAUGGAGCACGAUAUCUUGGUAACUAUCGAUGUGGAAUAAGGCACGGUUUUGGAAAAUUCAUUUACCCGGAUGGUACUUUCUACGAAGGUAAUUGGAAUAAAAAUCAAAAACACGGACAAGGAACCUACACUUAUGCCAAUGGAGAUACAUAUUCUGGAGCUUGGUAUAAAGGCAAACGUCAUGGAGUUGGAAUAUACAAAUGGAAGGAUUUGGGUGUUUAUUUUGAAGGCACAUGGAAAGGUGGUAUACGUGUUGGUCCGUGUGUUGUUCAAUAUCCAAAAUUCAUGUUCCAUGGCUGGUGGGAUUAUAAAUAUCCUCAAGGACCUGGAGUUUUUAGUUUUGAUGAUAAGCAUAUGCUUCAUGGGUACUAUAAAUCUGAGUCUUUGUUUAAAUCUAAAGAGGUAACAACUUGUGAGAAAAAGCUUGAUAAUAAUCUUCAAGAAAUCUAUAAUGAAGAGAAUGAUGAUGAAGAAGAAAAAGUCAUAGAUGGCGAAGGAGAAGAAAUUUCCCAAGUUGAUCUAGAUGUUAAACCAACUAUAUGGGUCUCUCAAAAUAUGACAGCAUUUGAUUAUUCUCUCUUACCACAACAUCCAGUGCCUUUACCAAUUGAUGAUUCAGAAGUAUCAAUUUGUGAUUUAGAUUCAGUGAAAAUGUCUUCUUCAGAUUUGGAAGGAAACAGUUUGGAGCCAUCGAUAAUAGCAAAGCAGGAGGAAGAAGGAAGUGCCGAGGUUGUUCUCGAAGAAGGAGAAUCUCAAAGUGAGACCGAAUGCGAUUUUGACAAUACUUUAACAAAUAUUUAGAAGAUGGGUUUGAAGUUGAAGUUAAUAAAAAUUUUUGCAAUAUGGCUACAUACUUUGA
This is a messenger RNA of Episyrphus balteatus (marmalade hoverfly), 1144 nucleotides long. Its product is annotated as radial spoke head 1 homolog. NCBI's taxonomy places the organism in Eukaryota, Metazoa, Arthropoda, Insecta, Diptera, Syrphidae. The coding region runs from base 82 to 1086 and encodes 334 amino acids. The transcript has 3 exons. Gene Ontology annotation, biological process: axoneme assembly; spermatid development. Gene Ontology annotation, cellular component: motile cilium; nucleus. The record is from RefSeq and is a predicted model, not a curated record.